This is a messenger RNA of Oldenlandia corymbosa var. corymbosa, 3701 nucleotides long. The record is from the annotation of a GenBank genome assembly. NCBI's taxonomy places the organism in Eukaryota, Viridiplantae, Streptophyta, Magnoliopsida, Gentianales, Rubiaceae.
AAAAAAAAUUCCACAUAAACAUUGGGGCUCCAAUUUGGCGGGAACUGUGACCGCGAGCCUCCGUCUACAGUCCACACUCUAAGCGGGAAGAACCGUCGGAGGAUAAACCCUAAAGAUGGGAUCGGAAACGGGUCUUCCGAAAUGGGCAUCGGAGCCUUGUAUUAUGGGUAUCGAUGAAGCUGGGCGCGGCCCCGUUUUAGGACCUAUGGUCUAUGGAUGCUUGUACUGUUCAGUUUCGUACCAGAAGACACUUGCCACCUUGAAUUUUGCAGAUUCAAAAACCUUGAAAGAAGAAAUGAGGGAGGAGUUAUUUGAAAAUCUUAAAGCUGAUGAAUCUAUUGGAUGGGCUGUGGAUGUGAUAGACCCAAGGGAGCUCUCUGCCAAAAUGUUGAAGAAGCAUAAAAUAAACUUGAAUGAAAUAUCACAUGAUUCUGCUAUGGGCCUUGUGAGCAAAGUCCUGAACUUGGGUGUUCUUUUAACUGAGGUGUAUGUGGAUACAGUGGGAGAUCCAGAAAAAUACAGGAUUAAACUUUCUGAAAGAUUUCCAUCCAUUAAAUUUGUUGUUGCGAAGAAGGCUGAUAGUUUAUACCCUGUUGUGAGUGGAGCAAGUAUAGUUGCAAAGGUCACAAGGGACCGAGCAUUGAGGGAUUGGGUACUUGAUGAAACUGCUGAAAACAUAAAUAGGAACUUUGGAUCUGGAUACCCUGGAGAUCCUGGGACAAAGUCCUGGUUGGAUGACCACAAGCACUCAGUUUUUGGUUUCCCUACUCUGGUUCGCUUCAGUUGGGGAACAUGCACAUCAUAUUCCAAACAUCUGGUUGAAGUGCUAUGGUGACUCCUUGAUCUUUAGUUGACAUUGAACUAAAAACAUUCAGGCUCCAAACUGUAUUUCAUUGAAUAUCUGAUUACACUUUUUUUCAUUGGAAAAUGAAAAGAACAGCAUAAGGGGGAACUACUGACAAUUAGCAAGCCCAUUUGAGGUAAAAAAUUUUGAGAACAUCAGAGAGAUCUGUUAUAGUGCAUUUUAGACCUAUCUCAUAGAUGAAAGCUAUAGGAAAUUAGGAAUGCUGCAAAUAGCUUUUGAAUUGGUUAUACAAUGAUAAAAUUUGUUCAUACAAAGCCCAGCAAGUAUUGUAGUUCAUUGGUAGGUUUGUUUAAUGGCCUAGCUGAUUUCGAUAGCAGUUAAUGUGCAUGCCACGGCAACAAAAAAAUCAUUCUGAACUUUGAGUUCUUUGAGAUAUCCAUGAAUUAUUAUGCUGUAAUUGCUCUUCUCUGUUGUUGAUAUCAUUGAAAUUCAGUUUUUUUUUUUUCCUCUUUUUUCUUUUUUUUUUUUUUUUUUUUUCUCAUUGAAAUUCAGUUAUUUUUGCAGCAUUCUAUCUUUUUAAACAUUAGAAUAUACAAAGAUGUAUGCACUAAUAUGCCUAAUUUAUUUAUUUUUGUUUUCAAUAUUUCUUAACUUUCUCUUUUGUUUGUAAUGUAGGGAGGCUGAUGCCAAUGAUGAAGAUGGUGCCUCUGAGACAACUCGUAAACGGCAGCUGAAGCUAACCAAUAUUGGCUUUACUGCAUCAAAGAUGAAAACUGAAGAUAUUACAUCAAGUGGGAAAGGGCGCUGCAAAUUCUUCCAAUCUCGUAAGCUUGAGUUACUCUCUGAAUUCUGAAGCACGCAUGGAAGUCUUUGAAUUUCCUGUCAAAUUCAGACUUUUGGUUUUUUGCCCUUGUGAAAUGUUUUUCCCAAUUGGUCACAACCAAGAUUCAAGAGAAUAAAGUCUUUUCUUGAAGAAAGUGAGCAGAAAACCUAAUUUUCAUGCCUAUCAACCCACUACUAACAUCCAGCAGACAGUUUUAUCUUGAAUUGCCAAGUGAAUGGUGGCAAUGAUAUACCUGAUUGGUAAAUUGGCAUCUGACUUAUCCUAUUUGUAGCUGAAGAAUUUUCUAACGAUCUUAGUUUCCUAGUGACUGGACAUAUUCAUACGUCCUAUGUCGGUAUUCAGUCGUUAGUGGAAAAUAGCGACUGCUUGUACGUUUUGAGGGAACUUGUCCAGGCCUCCACUUUCAAGUGUUUUGGUCCCGUUUUGUGCGCGUUCAUGCAUAUCAGCAUAUGUAUUAGUACUAAAGAUAAGGGCAAUCAUCAUGAGUUGACCUGUGGACAUGAUUUAGUGUAUGCUGAUUCACUGUCUGAAUGUUAAGGUGGUCCUGUACUUAUUCAUUGAGCCAAUUGUGGGACAAAAGCUUAGCUUUGAAGAGUUUUGAGCUUUCAACUUUGAAUCUUUGGUAAAACAAUAUAGUUCUUGAUUAAUGACCUCCAUUUGCUUUUUUUAACGUGUGAUGAGAAUUGAGAAAUGAAAGAGGUACUUUCUUCAAGUUGCCCACAAAUUGAAUGGUGGAAAUCAUCAUGAAAAGGAAGAAUGGUUCAUGUGUCUCCACAAGAUUCCUCUGUUUUAAGAUUACUAAGAGCUUUUGUGAGCUUUACGUGAUCAUGUUUAUUAUUGUUGUUCAAUGUCUACAUCAAUACCGAAAUGUUAUCGAUAUCUCAUAAUCUUGCAAUAGUUUUAUUCAUAACAUCAGAAAAAGCAACAAAAUUCUCACUUUUUACGAUUAUUUUUGGUCAACCAAGAUUCCUACCCGAGAAUAUGAUAAAACAGGAACAGGGAAAACUACUUUUUAAUGGCAAAUGGAGCCUAAACAACACUCAAAACACACUGAGAAUUGAGAAACCAGUAAAACAAUCCAGCUACUGACUACAGUACCCUUCCAGCAGGAAAGAAACUCACGGCAAAAUCAUCUUCUUUUCCGGCAGGAGGAAGAAAUAGAUCGAAAAUCUGCUUCUAGCAAAUUUACAUUAUAUACACACAAACCAGUGCUGAUGCUCCAGAUUACUACAGAACUAACAGAUACACGUCUCUUAGAAGGUAAGCCGAGAGAACUGCAGCUAUUAUGGCUGUAUUUCCCCAACAGCAGCUGCUCGGGACAGAGGUUCCUCCGCGAUGAUGGUUGCCCCGAUGGAUGUUAGCGCCACCACCGGCACCAUAGGCCGGUGAUUUAGGAUAGGAACCGCCAUUGCCUUCCCCACCGGAUCCCCCCAUAUGGCCGCCAUUCGAUCCUCCUCCUCCCCCUUGGAUUGCGAGAUAAUGUUCCACUUUGCUCUGUUGAUUUUCCUGCAAAUGAACUGUAAAGAACUUCAUAUCCUGAUAAACCCUGUAGGUAUUCUAUGUAUAAAAUGCUUAUGAAAACAGGUAAGAAGUAGAGUACCAAGAGGCAAAUUGGUGAGGCCAACUCCACCUAAAGAUGCAGAGCUGCAAGUUGAGAAGAAGAAAACAUGGAGCACCAGCAUAAGUAUCAAAUCUGCUCUUCCCAUUUUUUGAUCAGUUCGAUUGAAACUGCAUGAAUGAGCCUUUCUGCUUAAUUUAUGUGACUGAGCAUUACUCUUUCUAUCCCGCAAUAAUUACAGUCCUGUUUCCAAAACUAAGCAGGACGAGGGAGGGCCAUAUAUAGUGUAGCAUCAAGUAAAAUAAUGGAGUGGGCAUCAAUCCUUUUCCAUCACACUCAGCGCAUUACAUUGUUUUUGAGAAACACAAAAAGGAAGAAAAGAAAGGCGGAGGAGAUUUUUCUUUUAAAAAAGCGAUAAGAUACACGUGUUUUUGUAAAGAUGUAACGAUCUGUGGGUAGCAACAAGUUAUAAUCAAUAACCACUUCUGUGGUAC